AUGAGGCGUGGUCGAGCGGGAGCCGGUUAUCGUCGUGGUCCGGGACGACCACGGAAACAACCCAUUGAGGCCGAGGAACCAGAACCAGUGACUCAGGAGGCGGAUUCUUCUAGGGAUCCAACGGAUGUUGAGACGGCUAGUCGGGGACAGACCCAUCAGACUCCUAGAGAUCAGGGACAUCAGCCUCAGGAGAUCCCUUCAGUCAUACCAUCUGGUAGGAAUCAGGAAUUUCAGCCUCAGGGUAUUCCCUCCGGGAUACCAUCAGCAUUUCCUACUCCUGCUACUACUGAUUGGAUGAGGGACAGAGCUCGGAUACCGUUGCUGGCGAGGUCCGUCAAGGACAGAUUUACCUUAUAUUUGGGCGGAGCAGAUCCUUGGGCUGCUCGAAGUUGGUUGAAGAAUGUAGAGAGCACCUUUGAGUACCUGAGUUGCACGGAUGAGGAGAAAGUGGAACUGGCAGCGUAUCAUCUCCGAGAUCAAGCAGUCACAUGGUGGGACAUGCAGAAGACGAUCUUUGGAGAGCAGCGCAUCACAUGGGCGAUGUUCCGAGACGCGUUUGAGCGGCAAUAUUUCCCAGCGACCUUCUGUCUAGCUCGACGCCAGGAAUUUCUGAAUCUCAAGCAGGGCGACCGGUCAGUGAUGGAGUACAAUGCUGAAUUCUGUAGGUUGGCAGAAUUUUGUCCUCACUUAGUGGCACAAGAUUAUGAUCGUAUGCAGCAGUUCACUCAGGGUCUUGCAGCAUACAUUCGGAUUCGGAUGUCAGGAUUUCCAGGUAGUUCCUAUCGGGAGGUUCUAGAUCGAGCACUAUUCAUAGAGAUGACUCAGCAGCAGGUAAAUCAGGAGAAAGGACAUGAAAAGCAGUCGUCGCAAAAGAGAGGGAAUAGAGGUCAGAGUUCUCGGGCUCCUUCCGGAGGAUCUUCUCGGCCUCAAAAGACUGGGCGAACAUCGGAUGGAGGUUCUCGUCCCCCUCAUCAUGAUCAGAAGAACUUUGGUGGGACCAGGUGUUUUCAGUGUGGGUCCAAGAGUCACACCAGGAAUAGUUGCCCGUUGGAUCAUGCUAUAUGUUUCUACUGUAAACUUCCGGGGCAUGAGAGUCGGGAUUGUACUCUGAAAGCACAGUUGGAGGCUCCUAAAGUUACAUCUCAGGGGGAAUCAUCCUCUCAGUCACGUUCACAGAGGAGAUCGCAGAAGACCCAGAGUGCCCCACGUCAGCAACGACAACAGCCUUCUCAGGGACAGAUAUACCAUGUGCAGGGUCAGGAGCCAGCGACCACACAGUAUUCUGCCGCAGCGUUUUCUCAUCAGGCAUUUCCAGCACAGCAGGAUUUUCAUCCACAUCAGCCUUACUCAGCAUAUCAGCAGCAGCCUCAGUCUCAGUAUCAGCAGCCGGUUCCCACACCUAAGAUGCCAGCGCAGGCCACUUCAGGGAUACCACAGCCGAGCUCAGAGGUGGGUCGUGUUUAUGCUGUUACACGGGAGGAGGCGCAGCGAGCUGAGGGAUCGGUUUUCCGAGGUACUAUUACAGUUUAUACAUUUACUGCAGAUUUAUUGAUAGAUACUGGUAGUUCCCAUUCAUUCAUAUCUCGGGUAUUUCUGGGUAAAAUCGGGAGAUUUCCUAGUCGUCGGACACACGGGCUGACAGUAUCUCUACCAUCUGGCGAGGUACUAAGUAUUAGUCUGGAAGUCAAAGGAUGUCCUUUAGACUUCAAUGGUCAGACUAUUAUGGUGGAUCUGCAGGUAUUGGAGAUGGUGGAAUUUGACAUUAUAUUGGGCAUGGAUUGGCUGGCCAUGAACCAUGCCACAGUUGACUGCAGAGCGAGAAUAGUCACCUUCCGACCUCCCGGUUUACCAUCUUGGUCAUUCAUCGGAACCGGGGGUGAUGGGAUAUCAGUCAUAUCAGCAAUGCAAGCGAGAAGAUUACUGUCGCAGGGUUGUCAGGGAUAUUUGCUGUCUAUGGUUAAAGCUGAUACGGAUGCAUUACCACGACUCUCGGACGUUCCUAUUGUUCGAGAAUUUUCAGAUGUAUUCCCUGACGAACUCCCCGGUUUGCCUCCUAAAAGGCAAGUCGAAUUUAUGAUUGAGUUGGUUCCGGGAAUCGCACCGGUAUCCAAGACCCCUUAUCGCAUGGCACCAAAGGAGUUAGAGGAGCUGAAGGUUCAGUUACAGGAGCUGUUGGACAGAGGAUUUAUCCGUCCCAGUGUUUCUCCGUGGGGAGCACCAGUACUCUUCGUUAAGAAGAAAGACGGAUCACUGAGACUAUGUAUUGAUUACCGACAGUUGAAUGCGGUCACUAUCAAGAACAAAUAUCCACUGCCACGUAUAGAAGAUUUAUUUGAUCAGCUGAAGGAUACCUGUGUAUAUUCAAAGAUUGAUUUGCGCUCAGGCUAUCAUCAGCUCAGGGUUGGAGAUGCGGAUAUUCCGAAGACAGCAUUUCGCACUCGUUAUGGUCAUUACGAGUUCUUGUUCGUUAUUGUGUUUAUCGACGAUAUUCUGAUAUAUUCCCGAUCUGAGGAGGAACACAGGCGACAUCUUCGCAUAGUUUUGGAGACGCUACGGCGAGAACACCUCUAUGCGAAGUUUAGUAAAUGCGCCUUUUGGCUACCUUCGGUGGGUUUUCUUGGACAUGUCGUUUCCAGCAGAGGUAUAUCAGUUGACCCACAGAAGAUUGAGGCAAUCACUAGCUGGGAGCAGCCGAAGACAGUACAGGAGAUACGUAGCUUUUUGGGUCUAGCUGGCUAUUAUCGGAGAUUUGUCGAGGGUUUUUCCAGCAUAGCCUUGCCUUUGACACGAUUGACCCGGAAGGGAGAGAAGUUUAGCUGGACGGAAUCUUGUGAGCAGAGCUUCCAGGAGCUCAAGCGGAGGCUUGUUACUGCACCAGUGUUAGUACUUCCCUCUGGCAUGGAUGGAUUUGUACUUUUCACGGAUGCAUCUUAUCAGGGAUUGGGUGCCGUACUUAUGCAGCGCGAACGUGUGGUGUCAUAUGCCUCGCGUCAGCUGAAAGAUCAUGAGAGGAACUAUCCAGUUCAUGAUUUGGAGUUGGCAGCUAUCGUCUUCGCAUUGAAGAUUUGGUGA
Molecule: messenger RNA, 3072 nt
Organism: Zingiber officinale
Lineage: Eukaryota; Viridiplantae; Streptophyta; Magnoliopsida; Zingiberales; Zingiberaceae
Exons: 2
Coding region: 1-3072 (1023 amino acids)
Molecular function (GO): zinc ion binding; nucleic acid binding
Source: RefSeq, a predicted model, not a curated record